Messenger RNA from Salvia hispanica, 2498 nucleotides. Its product is annotated as G-type lectin S-receptor-like serine/threonine-protein kinase At1g11330. The record is from RefSeq and is a predicted model, not a curated record. NCBI's taxonomy places the organism in Eukaryota, Viridiplantae, Streptophyta, Magnoliopsida, Lamiales, Lamiaceae. Gene Ontology annotation, biological process: protein phosphorylation; recognition of pollen. Gene Ontology annotation, cellular component: plasma membrane. Gene Ontology annotation, molecular function: ATP binding; protein serine/threonine kinase activity.
ACGUCGUGGAAAAAUGCCACCGAUCCCGCCAAAGGGAGCUUCACGGGGGGCAUCGAGGUCAUGAGCGGAAUCCCACAGCUUGUCACCAGGAACGAGGGGCGUCCGUACUGGAGGAGCGGGCUUUGGAACGGCGUGAUAUUUCUUGGGAUAGAGCUAAUGUUCAGCGCCUACUUAGAAGGCUUCCAUCAAGUGAAGAAUGACAGUGUUGGGAAUUUCUUCUAUUCUACGCCGCCGAUAAAAGGUUUUAGAAUAAACACAUUGAAUUCUUCGGGUGCUGUGAUUCGGAAGGUGUGGAAUGGCAUGGAGAAGAGAUGGGACAUGAUGUCCGCAUUUCCUCAACACGAGUGUGAUGUUUCUCGGGAUAAAGCAACUGUGCGACACCUACUUAGAUGGGGUCAAUCACGUGAAGAAUGACGGUGCUGGUAAUUUCGGCUUUUCCCCACCGCAAAAUAAUAAGCAUAUAACUGCCACCGUGAAUUCUUCUGGAAGUUUGAUUCGGAAGACGUGGAAUGGCGUGGACAAGAAAUGGUACAUUUUGAGGGCGUAUCCUGAAAACGAGUGUGAUGUUUACGGAAAGUGUGGGCCAUUUGGUAGCUGCAAUGUCUUGCAAUCGCCUAUUUGUAGUUGUUUGAGAGGGUUUGAGCCUACAAAUGAGGAAGAAUGGGGGAGAGGGAAUUGGACUAAUGGUUGCAGGAGGAGGAAUCAGUUGCAAUGUGGAGACGAUGGAUUUGAGAGAUUGCGGUAUAUGAAGGUUCCGGACUUUGCUCAACCCUUGCCUUCUGGGGUUCAGGACGAGUGUCAGACCAGAUGUCUGGCGAACUGUUCCUGCAUAGCUUAUGCUUAUGAUAUCAACAUUGGUUGUAUGUUUUGGAGCAAUAUCUUGAUUGACACCCAGGAGUUUGGUCAUGUUGGUGUUGAUCUCUACCUUCGUCUCUCUGCUUCUGAAUUUGAUAGCCACAAGGAGACAAAAAUGUACAUCAUAAUUGGAGUUGUUGUGGGUUUUGUUUGCAUAUCUAUUCUGAUGUUUAUUGCUUGGUGGUUUAUAGUGAAGAGGAAAGGGAGCAAAGCGCAAGAUUCAAGUAUUUUGGAAGCAGGGCAGACGUUCACGACGGAUUCAACUGCAAUCAUAUUAAAGGAACUUAAUAUUGGCUAUUCGCCAAAGUUCACUUUCGAGAUGCUUGCUAAUGCAACAAACCAGUUCCAUGUGGAUAAUCUUCUCGGGAGGGGAGGUUUCGGUCCUGUUUACAAGGGAGUUCUGGCAAACGAGAAAGAAAUUGUUGUUAAAAGACUAUCAGCGGAAUCUGGACAAGGGAUGCAAGAAUUCAUGAAUGAAGUGAUUGUCAUUUCCAAACUCCAACACAGGAAUCUUGUCAAACAGUUAGGAGGUUGUGUUGAGAAAGAAGAGAAGAUUCUGAUAUAUGAAUACAUGCCAAACAAAAGCUUAGAUGCUUGUCUCUUCGGUCCUAUAAAUCCAACAAAGAAGUUGUUAGAUUGGAAUAUGCGUUAUAACAUUAUCGAGGGCAUUGCGCGAGGCAUUUUGUACCUUCACAGAGACUCAAGACUAAGGAUCAUUCACAGAGACCUUAAGCCAAGUAAUGUUCUGCUAGACCAAGAUUGGAAUCCAAAAAUCUCGGAUUUUGGGAUGGCAAGAAUAUUUGGAGGCAAUGAAGACCAUGGAAGUACUGCAAGAGUCGUGGGAACAUAUGGAUAUAUGGCGCCGGAAUACGGAAUGGAAGGCAGAUUUUCUGAAAAAUCUGAUGUAUUCAGCUUCGGAGUGCUGAUUCUGGAGAUUAUAAAAGGAAAAAAGAACACACACUAUUUCAAUGAUGAAUUGUCCUUGAGCCUUAUUGGAUGUGCAUGGAAAAUAUGGAAUGAGAGUAACGGCUUGAGUUUCGUGGAGGAAAGCAUUGCAAGUAGGGAGACGGAGGAAGAUAUGGUUCGAUGUAUUCAGAUAGGGCUGCUGUGCGUCCAAGAAUCGCCAAACGAUAGACCUCAGAUCCAAACAGUUCUAUCGAUGUUGAGUGGAGAAAUUGUGAAGCUGCCAGUGCCCAAACAGCCAGUGUUUGCAGAAAAUGGUUCGAACUCGGGCCCCAAUGGAUCAAUACAACAAUAUGUCUUCUCCAAUAACGAGCUCACUCUUAGUGUGCUUGAUGGAAGAUGAAUCUAUUCCAGACUAUCAUUACAUUAUCCUCUGUAUACAAUUUGAUUUUGCUUGAAUGAAUUGACAAUAUUUCAAAAUUUUAGACCCAUUAAGAGCAUACCUAAGCUAAUAGGGACCUGCCCAUGCAACCCGUUUCCCCACCGGUGGAUGAGGUUUGAGCCCGCCUCGGAACCAACUGUUAAGGAACCUCAAGACAGGCCCAAUUCGGAAGUGAAGCCGACUCAGCCCAAGAAGGAUCGGCUAAGGAGACACGCACCCAAGCCUGCCAAAUUCAAGGACUUUGUUCCCCAUUAGAUCAUAAGCCCAAUUAUUCCCAUGCAUUAUCAUACAAUGUCAA